UGUUUCGUUCGUCCGUCGAGGGAACGAUCAACCUAAGGAUCCUCUCCUCUCGUCGGAAAAAAAAUCCAAAUCCAAAUCCAAUCCCCCGCAGAGCAGAGCAGCGCAGAGGAUGGUGGGCAAGGGAGACGCCCCCGCUCCGCGCGGGCCCGAUGGCGAGGAGGAGGACACCGGAGGCGUCGUCAAGCUCAUCAGCGCCGAGGGCUUCGAGUUCGUCGUCGACAAGAAGGCAGCCAUGGUCUCCAACACUCUGCGCAACAUGCUCACAUCGCCAGGAGGCUUCUCCGAGACGCGCCAGGGCGAGAUCCGAUUCCCGGAGAUCUCCACCCACAUCCUCGAGAAGAUCUGCCAGUACUUCUACUGGUCGCUCCGCUACUCCAGUGGAACGGAGUCGUCAGAGUUUGCAAUUGACCUCCCGAUAACUCUGGAGCUGAUGAUGGCCGCAAACUACCUGGACACUUGAGGAGGAGGUGGUUUUCUGCAGUAUUAGGUGUAUUAUUUUGAAUGAGUGAAUGAAACAAGUGAAUCGUCCCUCUCUCUCUCUCUCAUUCAUGUCUUCAACUAUCAAGCAUCCACCGGCUGGGCUGGGAUAUUUAUUAUCAGUAGAUGCGAUCGGAUCUGAUCUGACUGACCUGACCUGACCUGACCUGCUGACCCGGUGAAGAAGUGUAAGCAUGGGAUGAGACAUGUAACGUGUGUGUAAAUAUUUUUCUAAUCCACUAGAUACUAGUUGUGUGUUGGUGCUGGUGCCCAAGACAAAGCAAAGACAAAAACAAUCCGUAGUUGGUAUUGGCAUUGGUACCACUCUGGAGUUUUUUUUCUUUGAAGUAAUACGCUCUGGAGUUUUUGGAGCUGGAAGAGGACAUUCAUUUCAAUUGGAUUGCCUAUCUAGUCGUAGGAAUAGGAAAGGGAAAAGGAAAGGAAAGGAUUCUCCUCUCCUCUCAGGAUCUGGGUACAGAUCGACCAUACCAGUACCACCACAUCUCUCCCGGGCGUCUCUCCCUCCGUCACUCCGUGUGGUUGGCGGCAGGUCAAGUGGCCCUUGCACGUGGAACACAAGACAGCUACAGCUUAGACACAAGAAGAAGAGGAGAGGAGAAGGCCCCCGGGAGGAGAGGAGUGGAGAGGAGACUACCACCACACCGUCACCCCCAUCACAGAAAGAAAGAGAGAGCCCUACCUACAAUGGCGGCGGCCCUCGAGUCUGCCUGGCAGGUCCUGACCGCCAACUUCUCCGAGUUCCAGCUCGCCACCGUCUUCACCUUCCUGAUCCACGAGACCGCCUUCUUCCUCUCCGGCCUCCCCUCCCUCCUCUUCGAGCGCUUCGGACUCUUCGCCAAGUACAAGAUUCAGAAGAAGAGCAACACCUCUGCUUAUCAAAACAGAUGUGUCCUGCGUCUCAUACUCUACCAUGUCUGUGUGAACUUGCCUGUCAUCAUUUUCUCCUACCCUGCCUUCAAAUUCAUGGGCCUUAGGAGCUCUCUUCCUCUGCCACACUGGACGGUUGUUGUAUCUCAAGUUGCAUUCUACUUUGUACUGGAGGAUUUUGUAUUCUACUGGGGGCACCGGGCACUGCACACCAAAUGGCUAUACAAGCAUGUCCACAGCGUCCACCACGAAUAUGCUACACCCUUUGGGUUAACUUCUGAAUACGCCCACCCUGCUGAGAUUUUGUUCCUGGGAUUCGCCACAGUUGUUGGUCCUGCUCUUACUGGCCCUCAUUUGGUGACCCUGUGGCUUUGGGUGGUGUUGAGGGUAUUGGAGACAGUUGAAGCUCACAGCGGCUACCACUUCCCAUGGAGCCCCUCAAAUUUCCUGCCACUGUAUGGAGGCUCGGACUUCCAUGACUACCAUCACCGUGUGCUCUACACCAAGUCAGGGAACUAUGCCUCGACUUUUGUGUACAUGGACUGGUUGUUUGGGACGGACAAGGAUUACCGCAAGGUGAAGGCCAUGGAGGAGAAGGAAGGGAACAAGGAUAUGUAGAUCAUGCAUGCAUGAGAGCUGCGAAUAAUGAAGACAGGCGGAGCUAGCAAUACGUACUGUCUGUGUACUACAAUCGUACGUACGUAAUCCUUGGGGUUUGUGUUCCUGCUUUGUUUAAUUUGGCCGGGAUCGGAUGUAUAUAUACAUUUGGAUCGGAGCUAGCUAGUAGCAAGAUGGUCGAUGAGGUUGUGUGACCUUAGUUUGCUUGUGUGAUGAAUUAACAAUAAUGUCAGCAAUUAAAUAAAGCCACAACUAUAGCCGGCCUGUUCAGCAUAAACAGAGAGGUUUUCAUGA
Messenger RNA from Panicum virgatum (switchgrass), 2277 nucleotides. Its product is annotated as very-long-chain aldehyde decarbonylase GL1-11-like. Gene Ontology annotation, molecular function: C-4 methylsterol oxidase activity; iron ion binding. The transcript is spliced from 9 exons. Gene Ontology annotation, biological process: sterol biosynthetic process; 4-alpha-methyl-delta7-sterol oxidation. Lineage: Eukaryota; Viridiplantae; Streptophyta; Magnoliopsida; Poales; Poaceae. The record is from RefSeq and is a predicted model, not a curated record. The coding region runs from base 1183 to 1983 and encodes 266 amino acids.